AUGCCGAACCAAAUUCAGUUUUACUUUGACUGCGUGAGCCCGUGGUCGUACAUUGCAUACAAUGUGGUAAAGCGCUAUGAGAAGGUGUGGAACGUCCAGGUCGACUUCCUGCCGCGUAGUCUGGACUAUGUCAUGAAGUUUGCCAAUAACAAGCCGCCGGUUACCGUGCCGAACAAAGGUGCGCAUAUGUUCCGCGAGCUGAGCUACGCGGACCGCAUGUUUGGCACCAAGUUGCAGUUCCCUAGCAAUUUUCCGUUUCCCACGAUGUUCCUGAUGGGAUUCUUGCGCGCCGCGAAAGACAAGGCGCCCGGGCAGUUCGACAAGCUCCUCGAAGCGAGCUUCAACACGAUCUGGCGCGACGGCCAGCCGCUCCAGAAUGCCGAGCAGAUCCAGGCCAUGGCUGAGUCCUUCUUUAAGGGCAACGAGUCGGACCUCGCGCAGCUCCUCGAGUUUGCCGGCUCGCGCGACGGCCGUCACUUGUUGCGUGGCGAAAGCGAGAAGCUUGUAGAGGAAGGCACGUUUGGUUUCCCGUGGUUCGUCGCUACGCGUGAGGACGGCGAGACGACGCAGGUCUUUGGUGUGGACCAUUUCGAGUUCCUGGCCGCGUUCUUCCACAAGCCUUACCUGGGUCCAAUGGGUACUGGCGAGACGCCGCGUUUGUAG
This is a messenger RNA of Malassezia japonica, 663 nucleotides long. RefSeq names its product glutathione transferase. Gene Ontology annotation, biological process: glutathione metabolic process. The transcript has a single exon. Lineage: Eukaryota; Fungi; Basidiomycota; Malasseziomycetes; Malasseziales; Malasseziaceae. Gene Ontology annotation, cellular component: peroxisome; mitochondrion. Gene Ontology annotation, molecular function: glutathione peroxidase activity; glutathione transferase activity. The record is from RefSeq and is a predicted model, not a curated record. Bases 1 to 663 code for a protein of 220 amino acids.